AUGGUCUAUUCCUCUAUGAAGCUGUUCUUGUUCUUCCUCUCGUGCAUUAUGAUAAUUUUCAACCACAACACUAGUGGUUUGGUAACCAAAGCUAAUAGCAUUGGCUUGAACUACGGCCUCCUUGGAGAUAACCUCCCAACUCCUCCCAAUGUUCUCAACCUUUACAAGUCCAUAGGCAUUACUAAAAUCCGUAUCUUCGACCCGAACACAGGAGUUCUUGACGCCUUGCGCGGCCACCGUGGUUUUGAAGUCACCGUUGGCGUUAGGGACCAGGACUUGGCUCCUCUUGCAGCUAGCGAAGAAGCUGUAAAGGGAUGGUUUGCAACCAACAUCGAGCCAUACUUAGCCGACGUCAACAUUGUGUUCAUUACUGUUGGUAAUGAAGUCAUCCCUGGACCAAUCGGUCCUCAAGUUCUUCCGGUCAUGCAGUCUCUCACCAACCUCGUAAAGUCGAGGAAUCUGCCCAUCUCGAUAAGCACCGUGGUGGCUAUGUCGAACCUCGAGCAAUCCUACCCACCUUCCACUGGAAAGUUCACCCCCCAGGCAUGGGAACAACUUGUUCCCGUGCUAAAACUUUUGUCUCAAACAAAUACACCUAUUCUCGUCAAUAUUUAUCCUUACUUCCCUUACGCAACUGACCCGGCACACAUCCGUCUCGACUACGCUACCUUCACCGCUAAGGCCAUCGUGGUCCAAGAUGGACCAUUAGGCUAUUCAAACAUGUUUGAUGCAAUAUUCGACGCAUUUGUGUGGGCGAUGGAGAAGGAAGGCGUGAAAGAUUUACCAAUGGUGGUGUCCGAGACCGGAUGGCCAUCAGCCGGGAACGGGAACUUAACCACACCCGAAAUCGCGGGUACCUACAAUAGAAAUGUUGUGAAGCAUAUAGUAAGCGGAAAAGGAACACCUAAGAGGCCUAACAUUGGUUUCGACGGGUAUAUAUUCGCAACUUUCAACGAAAAUCAAAAGCCGGCCGGGACUGAACAGAACUUUGGAUUAUACAAUCCUACUGAUAUGAAGCCUAUCUACAAGCUAUUUUAAGAUUGGGAAAAUUCACUAAUGAUAUAAUUCUCUGUUAGUUGUUAGUGAACUAAGUGAGAUUAACACAUCUUAUAAGCUCUUGGCUUAUGUGAAUGUGACGGUGGUGCAUGAUGAGAUCUCCUAGCGGAACUUAAUUGACGUUGUAAUAAAUCUGAAUUUGGUUGUUGAAACUACUUUCUCCGGUUUAGUAAUUGUAUUCUGUUC
Messenger RNA from Capsella rubella, 1242 nucleotides. RefSeq names its product probable glucan endo-1,3-beta-glucosidase BG4. Lineage: Eukaryota; Viridiplantae; Streptophyta; Magnoliopsida; Brassicales; Brassicaceae. The transcript has a single exon. Gene Ontology annotation, molecular function: hydrolase activity, hydrolyzing O-glycosyl compounds. Gene Ontology annotation, biological process: carbohydrate metabolic process. The record is from RefSeq and is a predicted model, not a curated record. Bases 1 to 1038 code for a protein of 345 amino acids. Gene Ontology annotation, cellular component: plasma membrane.